GCGGGGCGGGGCGGGACCGCGGGCGCACCUGCCCCGAGCGGCGGGGCUCUCGGCGGCUGCGCGGACAACGUCCCCCUCCCUCCCGUCCCGCCGUGUGUUUACGUGGAGACGAAGAUGGCGGCGGCGGUGACGACGCUACCCGUGCGGCCGAAGACGGUCAGCCAGUGAGCGCCGAGACUGGUUCCACUAGGGCGGGGGGGGAGCGCCUGGCCCAGCCCUGCUCCCCGGGCCGCGGAGCUUGCGGUCGCACCCCUGUGUGAACCGACCUUUCCUUUCUAUCCCGAUCCCCUGCCUGUCUUCCCUUAGCCUUCCCCGCAGAAGCUAUGGAGGACGAAGAGAGACAGAAGAAGCUGGAGGCUGGCAAAGCCAAGCUUGCCCAGUUUCGACAAAGGAAAGCUCAGUCUGAUGGGCAGAAUCCUAAGAAGCAGAAAAAAAAGAGGAAAACUUCAAGUAGUAAACAUGACACAUCAGCAUACCAUGCUGUGAAUAUUGAGCAAUCACAGACUGAUGAGAUGUGCACAAAUAGUUCUCAGAGAUCAGGAUCAGCUGUGACUCCUGAAUCCACAAUAAUGAGAACUCUACACAGUGGAGAAAUAGUUAAACAUGACCAGGUCUUCUCUGUUGAACCGGAAAGUGAAAUUUCAACCACGGCAGAUGAUUAUAGUUCAGAGGUAAAUGGUUGCAGUUUUGUGGCGAGAACAGGAAAGCCUACAAAUUUAUUAAGGGAAGAAGAAUUUGGUGUUGAUGAUUCUUAUUUUGAACAUGGAGCACAGUACAAUCAGACCCACUUAGAGAUGAUGGAAAAUGAAUUGGCUGGGAAACAACAUGAGAUUGAAGAGCUAAACAGAGAACUAGAAGAAAUGAGGGCCACCUGUGGGACUGAAGGACUGAAGCAGUUGCAAGAAUUUGAAGCUGCCAUUAAACAGAGGGAUGGCAUCAUAACCCAACUCACUGCUAAUUUACAACAAGCAAGAAGAGAAAAGGAUGAGACAAUGAGAGAAUUUUUAGAGUUGACAGAACAGAGUCAAAAAUUACAGAUUCAAUUCCAGCAUUUACAGGCUAGUGAAACUCUGAGAAACAGCACUCAUAGUAACACAGCUGCAGAUUUACUACAAGCCAAACAACAGAUCCUCACUCAUCAGCAACAGCUGGAAGAACAAGACCAUCUGUUAGAAGAUUAUCACAAAAAGAAAGAAGACUUCAAAAUGCAAAUUAGUUUCUUGCAAGAGAAAAUUAGAGCAUAUGAAAUGGAACAGGAUAAAAAAGUAGAAAGCUCAAAUAAAGAAAUACAGGAAAAGGAAGCAGUCAUUGAAGAACUAAAUACAAAAAUAAUAGAAGAAGAAAAAAAAACUCUUGAGCUAAAGGAUAAAGUCACAACUGCUGAUAAAUUACUGGAAGAAUUACAAGAACAGGUUGUACAAAAGAACCAAGAGAUAAAAAAUAUGAAAUUAGAGCUGACUAAUUCCAAGCAAAAGGAGAGACAGUGUUCUGAGGAAAUAAAACAAUUAAUGGGGACAGUUGAAGAACUUCAGAAGAGAAAUCAUAAAGACAGUCAAUUUGAAAGUGAUAUUCUACAAAGAAUGGAACAAGAAACACAAAGAAAAUUAGAACAACUCCGGGCAGAGCUGGAUGAGAUGUAUGGGCAGCAGAUAGUACAGAUGAAACAAGAAUUAAUAAAACAACACAUGUCACAGAUAGAUGAACUUAAAACACGACAUAAGGGAGAAAUGGAGAAUGCUUUAAGAUCAUAUCCAAAUAUUACAGUUAAUGAAGAUCAAAUAAAGUUAAUGAAUAUGGCAAUAAAUGAACUGAAUAUAAAAUUGCAAGAUACUAACUCUCAAAAGGAAAAACUCAAGGAAGAACUAGGAGUAAUUUCAGGAGAAAAGUCUGUUCUACAGAGACAGCUUGAAGACCUUUUUGAAGAAUUGAGCUUUUCAAGGGACCAAAUUCAGAGGGCUAGACAGACUAUAGCUGAACAAGAAAGUAAACUCAAUGAAGCACACAAGUCCCUUAGUACAGUGAAAGAUUUGAAAGCGGAGAUUAUCUCUGCAUCUGAAUCAAGGAAGGAACUAGAAGUAAAACAUGAAGCAGAAGUUACACAUUAUAAGAUAAAGCUUGAAAUGUUAGAAAGAGAAAAAAAUGCUGUAUUAGACAGAAUGGCUGAAUCACAAGAAGCUGAGCUAGAGAGGCUGAGGACACAGCUCCUGUUUAGUCAUGAAGAAGAACUUUCCAAACUGAAGGAAGAUUUGGAAAUUGAACAUCGAAUAAAUAUUGAAAAGCUUAAAGAUACCUUAGGCAUUCACUAUAAACAGCAGAUAGAUGGCUUACAUAAUGAAAUGAGUCAAAAAAUAGAAACCAUGCAGUUUGAAAAAGACAAUUUGAUAACUAAGCAGAACCAGUUAAUUUUGGAAAUUUCAAAGCUGAAAGAUUUACAGCAGUCCCUUGUGAAUUCAAAAUCAGAAGAAAUGACCCUUCAAAUCAAUGAACUUCAAAAAGAAAUUGAAAUACUCAGACAAGAAGAAAAGGAAAAGGGUACACUUGAACAAGAAGUUCAAGAAUUACAACUUAAAACUGAAUUAUUGGAGAAACAAAUGAAGGAAAAAGAGGAUGACCUUCAAGAAAAAGUUGCACAACUUGAAGCAGAGAAUAGCAUUCUUAAAGAUGAAAAGAAGGCCCUUGAAGACAUGUUGAAAAUAUAUACUCCUGUUAACCAAGAAGAAAGAUUAAUUUUCAUAGACUCCAUUAAGUCCAGAUCCAAAGACUGUAGCUGGCAAAAAGAAAUAGAAAUACUUACAGAGGAAAAUGAGAACCUCAAAAAACAAUGUAUUCAGCUAACUGAAGAGAUUGAAAAGCAAAGGAACACUUUCUCAUUUGCUGAAAAAAAUUUUGAAGUUAAUUAUCAAGAGUUACAGGAGGAUUAUGCUUGCCUUCUCAAGAAUGAUUUAAGGCUACAGAUGGAAGCUCAACGUAUUUGCCUCUCUCUGGUUUAUUCAACUCAUGUGGAUCAGGUUCGUGAAUAUAUGAAAAAGGAAAAAGAUAAAGCUCUUUGCAGUCUUAAGCAGGAGCUUAUUUCUGCUCAAGAGGAUAAGAUCAAGGAACUUCAGAAAAUACACCAGCUAGAGCUACAGAAUAUAAAAACACAAGAAACAGGUGAUGAAGUGAAGCCUUUACAAAUGCUCAUUGGAAAACUUCACAGGGCAGUGUCUGAAGAAUGUUCUCAUUUUACACAGACUUUUUGCAGUGUCCUUGGUGAACAUUAUACUUCUGCUUUAAAAUGUGAAGUAAAUGUAGAAGAGAAAGAGAAAGAGACUUCCAGUGUUCACACUUCUGAAAAUCAAGGACUAGAAUUGCAAGAUUAUAAAUACGAAGUUCAAGAUUUUCAAGAAAAUGUGCAAACUCUUCUCAACAAAGUAACAGAAGAAUACAGCAAACUCUUGGUACUUCAGUCACGAUUAAGUAAGAUUCAAGGACAGCAGACAGGUGAUGUGAAACUUGAAUUUGCAGAAGAAAACCUUCCAAAAGAGGAAACAGACUUUUUAUCAACCCAUCCUCAGAUGACAAAUUUUCAAGACACUGAUGUUUGUCAUAAAAGAAAGUUAUCUGCUCUGCAAUAUACCGAAAAAAUUAAACAACUUGAAGGACAAGUUCAAGAAUUAGAAAAACUCAUAUCCUCUUUGCAGCAGCAACUGAAAGAAACGGAAGAAAACUAUGGGGCAGAGAUUCAUUCUUUGCAGGAAAGGCUACGAGCUGUUAAUGAGUUCACAGUUCAGCCAAGCUAUUCCAUUGAUUCAAUGGUAAUUACUGAAUCUGAUGUACAGAAAACAGUAUACCCAGGAAGUUGUCUAAAACAGAACAUCGAUGGUGCGGCAGAGUUUUCUGGUGAAUUUGGAGUGAAACAGGAAACAAAUAUGGUUAAGUUGCUGGAAAAACAGUACCAAGAACGAUUAGAAGAAGAAGUAGCUAAGGUCAUUGUGUCAAUGAGUAUAGCAUUUGCUCAGCAAACUGAACUAUCUAGAAUAUCUGGGGAAAAAGAAGAUGCUCCAUCUUCAAAACAAGCAUCUGCUCUCUGUCAGGAAGAACAUUAUUUAAAUGAAAUGAAAUUAUCACAAGGUCACUUUGGUUUUCAGACUUUCAAGGCAACAGACAAGAAAUUUAAAGAAGAAUUUAAACCACUUAGUAAAGAGUUAGGAGAAGAUGGAAAGGAAGUUCUGUUAUCAAACAGGGGUAAUCUUGAUGAUAUACUAGAAUCAAAGGACCGUGAACUGACUAUUUCAGAAGAAAUGUUCUCCAAAGAUAAAACAUUUAUGGUCAGAGAAUCUCUCCAUGAUGAGAUUUUGGUAUCGAGUAUGGAUGCUUCUAGACAACUAAUGUUAAAUGAAGAACAGUUAGAAGAUAUGAGGCAGGAACUUGUACGACAAUACCAGGAACAUCAACAGGCAACGGAACUUUUAAGGCAGGCACACAUGCGGCAGAUGGAGAGACAGCGGGAAGACCAGGAACAGCUGCAAGAAGAGAUCAAGAGACUGAAUAAACAAUUAGCCCAGAGAUCCUCAAUAGAUAAUGAAAACCUGGUUUCAGAGAGAGAGAGGGUGCUUUUAGAGGAGCUGGAAGCACUAAAGCAGCUGUCUCUAGCUGGAAGAGAGAAGCUGUGUUGUGAGCUGCGCAACAGCAGUACGCAAACACAGAAUGCAAAUGAAAACCAUGGAGAAGUUGAGGAGCAGACCUUUAAAGAAAAGGAAUUGGACAGAAAACCUGAAGAGGUGCCUCCUGAAAUUCUGUCCAAUGAAAGGUAUACACUCCAGAAAGCUAAUAGCAGACUUCUGAAGAUCCUCUUAGAAGUUGUAAAGACAACAGCAGCUGUUGAAGAAACAAUUGGUCGCCAUGUCCUUGGUAUUCUAGAUAGAUCUAGUAAAGGCCAGUCAUUGACCAGCCUGAUUUGGAGGUCAGAAGCAGAGACACCAAUAAAGUCAUGUGUGCAUGAGGAACAUACAGGAGAUGAAUCUAAACCCUCUUAUGCUGGAAGUGAUAUACCAAGAAGUGACAAUAGCAUGUGGUCCAAAGUACCUGAGGAAGGAACGGAGCUGUCACAGCAGCUCAUGAGGAGUGGCUUUACUGGAAAUGAAAUAGACCCUGAAAGUGAAGAAUUUAUGUUGAACAUUAGCUCUCGACUACAAGCGGCAGUUGAAAAACUCCUAGAAGCCAUAAGUGAAACUAGUAGUCAGCUGGAACAUGCGAAAGUUACACAGACAGAAUUGAUGCGUGAGUCAUUUAGACAGAAACAAGAAGUGACAGAGUCCCUUAAGUGCCAAGAAGAACUGCGAGAGCGCCUUCAUGAGGAGUGCAGGGCCAGAGAACAGCUGGCUGUGGAGCUCAGUGUCAUUGAUGGCUAUGCAGAUGAAAAAACGCUUUUUGAAAGGCAAAUUCAGGAAAAAACUGAUAUAAUAGAUCGCCUUGAGCAAGAGUUGUUAUGUGCAGGUAAUAGAUUACAAGAAUUAGAAGCAGAGCAACAGCAGAUCCAAGAAGAAAGAGAAUUACUGUCGAGGCAGAAGGAAGCUAUGAAAGCUGAGGCAGGCCCAGUUGAACAGCGACUAGUAGAUGCUGCAGUCGAUGCAGCACCUGGAGCAGAAUUACUACAGGAAACAGAAAAACUGAUGAAGGAAAAACUAGAGGUACAGUGUCAAGCUGAAAAAGUAUGCGAUGACCUUCAAAAACAAGUGAAAGCUCUAGAAAUAGAUGUCGAGGAACAAGUCAGUAGAUUUAUAGAGCUGGAACAGGAAAAAAAUGCUGAACUAAUGGACUUAAGACAGCAAAACCAAGCACUGGAAAAGCAGUUAGAAAAAAUGAGAAAAUUUUUAGAUGAGCAAGCCAUUGAUAGAGAACACGAAAGAGAUGUAUUCCAACAGGAAAUACAGAAACUAGAACAGCAACUUAAGGUCAUACCUCGAUUCCAGCCUAUCAGUGAACAUCAAACUAGAGAGGUUGAACAGUUAACAAAUCAUCUGAAAGAAAAAACAGACAAGUGCAGUGAGCUUUUGCUCUCUAAAGAGCAGCUUCAGAGGGAUAUACAGGAACGUAAUGAAGAAAUUGAGAAACUGGAGUUCAGAGUAAGGGAAUUGGAGCAAGCCUUACUCGUGAGUACGGACAGUUUUCAAAAGGUAGAGGACCGAAAACAAUUUGGAUCUGUAGAAGCUAAAGCGGAAUUGUCUCUAGAAAUACAAUUGCAGGCUGAGCGAGACGCCAUAGACAGAAAGGAAAAAGAGAUCACAAACUUAGAAGAACAGUUAGAACAGUUCAGAGAAGAACUGGAAAAUAAGAAUGAAGAAGUCCAGCAACUACAUAUGCAAUUAGAAAUACAGAAGAAGGAAUCUACUACCCGCCUACAAGAACUUGAACAAGAAAACAAAUUAUUUAAGGAUGAAAUGGAGAAACUGGGAUUUGCCAUAAAGCAAGCUGUUCCUAUCUCUACCCAGGACCAACAUGUACUAUUUGGGAAAUUUGCUCAAAUAAUGCAGGAAAAAGAGGUAGAAAUUAACCAAUUGAAUGAGCAAAUUAUAAAACUUCAGCAUCAACUUAAAAUUACAACAGAUAACAAGGUUAUUGAAGAAAAAAAUGAACUAAUAAGGGAUCUUGAAACCCAGAUAGAAUGUUUGAUGAGUGAUCAAGAACGUGUGAAGAAAAAUAGAGAAGAAGAAAUUGAGCAGCUCAAUGAAGUGAUUGAGAAGCUUCAACAGGAAUUGGCAAAUAUUGAACAGAAGACAUCGGUGGUUACUAAUUCUCUCCCAGAAGAAGCAGAUAGUUUAAAACAUCAGUUGGAUAUAGUAAUAGCUGAAAAACUAGCUUUGGAACAACAAGUAGAAACCACUAAUGAAGAAAUGGCCUUGACAAAAAGUGUACUUAAAGAAACCAAUUUAAAAAUGAACCAGCUAACACAAGAAUUAUGUAGCUUAAAGAGAGAACGUGAAAAUAUGGAAGAAAUUCAUAGUAUACCAGAGAAAAGUGUUAACAUGGCUGUAGAUGAUCUGAGUAGAAACAAACCUGGAUUAGAAGUAGUCCUUACUGAGGCUGCUCGUAAACCCCUAGAAAAUCCGACUUACCUCAAAUCUUUUGAAGAAAACAGCAAAGUUUCCGUAAGCAGUUUGCAAACACAGGUGCUACAACUUGAGAGCACUGUGAGUGCAAAGGACUUAGAACUUACCCAAUGUCAUAAACAAAUAAAGGACCUGCAGGAGCAAGGCCAGUCUGAAAAAGCAGCAUUGAUAAAGAAGAUGGCAAACCUGCAAAAUAUACUUGAGGAAAAGGUGGCUGCUGCUCUUGUGAGUCAGGUCCAACUUGAAGCAGUUAAAGAAUAUGCAAAAUUCUGUCACAAUAAACAAGCAGUUUCACCAGAACCUGGAGGAACAAAUAUACAGAAUUUAAACCAACUAACAGAAAAUGAGGUGGAGUCAAAUUUGUCAGCACUGACCUUGAGAAAAUCAGAAUUAGAAAGCCAUGUGGUUGAAAUGCAGGUAGAAACUGCAGAAAAAAAUGCUUUGGAAAAAGAAAAGAAGCUACUAGAACUACAGAAGCUAUUGGAGGACAAUGAGAAAACACAGGGAAGCAAAGAAAGGAAGAGAAGCCCUCUAGGAGAUUUUGAAGUUCUCAAGACAACUACUGAGCUGAUUCAUACCAGUGAAGAAAAUGAAUUUUUUGGUCGAUUUGAGACUCUUACAGCUGAGUCAGCAGCUACCAAAGAAGAAUUUGCCAGUUACAAAGAGAAGGCAGAAAAACUUCAAGAAGAGCUUUUGGUAAAAGAAACAAAUAUGGCAUUUCUCCAGAAAGAUUUAAGCCAAGUUAGGGAUCAACUCAAAAAGGCAGAAGAGAAAUUAUCGUGCGUCUUAGAAAAAGAAGAUAAUACUGAGGUACAAGAAAACAGAAAGUUCUGCACGUUAGAGCCACUUCUUAUAGAAGUGGGUAGGAGCUCUGCAUCACAGACAGAUGGGACUCUCAAGGUCAACAGCAGCAAUCAGACUCCACAAAUUCUUGUUAGAAAUGCAGGAAUCCAAAUUGAUUUACGGAGUGAAUGUUCAUCAGAGGAAGUCACUGAAGUAAUUAAUCAGUUUACUGAAAAAAUUGAGCAGAUGCAAGAACUACAUGCUGCUGAGAUUCUGGAUAUGGAAUCCAGACAUAUUUCAGAAACUGAAACCUUAAAGAGAGAUCACUAUGUUGCUGUUCAGUUACUGACAGAGGAAUGUGGUACCUUGAAGUCAGUGAUACAGUGUCUGAGAUCUAAAGAGGGCUCCUCAGUUCCUGAAUUAACACAUUCUGAUGCUUACCAAACUAGAGAAAUAUGUUCCAGUGAUUCUGGAUCAGACUGGGGUCAGGGAAUUUAUCUUACACAAAGUCAGGGAUUUGACAUAGCAUCAGAAGGCCGAGGCGAAGAAGGUGAAAGUUCAACAGAUUCAUUUCCAAAGAAAAUAAAGGGAUUACUGAGAGCAGUCCAUAAUGAAGGCAUGCAGGUGCUCUCUCUUACUGAGUCUCCCUAUAGUGACGGAGAAGACCAUUCUGUUCAGCAAGCUUCAGAAUCUUGGCUAGAAGAGAGAAGAGCUUACCUCAGUACAAUCUCAUCUCUUAAGGAUUUGAUUACCAAAAUGCAAAUGCAAAGGGAAGCCAAGGUUUAUGAUAGUUCUCAAUCUCAUGAGAGCUCCUCUGACUGGCGAGGUGAACUUCUGCUUGCUCUUCAGCAGGUUUUCUUAAAGGAGCGCGGUGUUUUACUAGCUGCAUUUCAGACAGAGCUGACAGCUCUAGGUACUAGAGAUGCAAUUGAAUUAUUAAACUGUUUGGAACAGAGAAUACAAGAACAGGGUAUUGAAUAUCGAGCAGCCAUGGAAUGCCUCCAGAAAGCAGAUAGAAGGAGUUUGUUAGCUGAAAUUCAAGCAUUGCAUGCUCAGAUGAAUGGUAAGAAGAUGACUCUGAAAAGAGAACAAGAGAAUGAUCAACCAAGCCAAGAACUCUUGGAAUAUAAUAUGCAGCAGAAGCAGGCUCAAAUGCUGGAGAUGCAAGUGGAGCUCAGCAGUGUGAAAGACAGAGCAACAGAACUGCAGGAACAACUGAGUUCUGAGAAAAUGGUGGUUGCUGAACUGAAAAGUGAACUUGCACAAGCUAAACUGGAGCUAGAAACAACACUCAAGGCACAGCAUAAGCACCUAAAGGAAUUAGAGGCAUUCAGGUUGGAAGUUAAAGAUAAAACGGAUGAAGUACAUUUGCUUAAUGACACAUUAGCAAGUGAACAGAAAAAGUCCAGAGAGCUCCAGUGGGCUUUGGAGAAAGAGAAAGCCAAGCUGGGACGCAGUGAAGAGCGGGAUAAAGAAGAACUUGAGGAUCUGAAAUUUUCACUUGAGGGUCAGAAACAAAGGAAUAUUCAGCUAAAUCAACUUUUGGAACAACAGAAACAACAACUAAAUGAAUCACAGCAGAAAAUAGAAUCACAAAGAGUGCUACAUGAUGCCCAGUUAUCCGAAGAACGAGGUCGAAACUUGGAGCUUCAAGUACUUCUUGAAUCUGAGAAAGUUCGAAUUCGGGAAAUGAGUAGUACCCUGGAUACAGAGCGGGAAUUACAUGCACAACUACAGAUCAGUGAUGAUAGUGGGCAGUCUCGGCCAUCCUUACCCUCUGAGGACCUCCUUAAAGAGCUUCAGAAACAGCUAGAGGAGAAACACAGUCGCAUAGUAGAAUUGUUAAAUGAGACUGAGAAAUAUAAACUGGAUUCUUUGCAAACAAGACAGCAAAUGGAAAAGGAUAGGCAAGUUCACAGGAAGACGUUGCAGACAGAACAAGAGGCCAACACUGAGGGACAGAAAAAAAUGCAUGAGCUUCAGUCCAAAGUGGAAGAUCUUCAGCGCCAACUGGAAGAGAAAAGGCAACAAGUUUAUAAGUUAGACCUUGAAGGAAAACGACUGCAAGGAAUUAUGCAGGAAUUCCAAAAGCAGGAACUAGAACGAGAAGAAAAACGAGAAAGUAGAAGAAUUCUGUACCAGAAUCUUAAUGAGCCAACCACUUGGAGUUUAACCAAUGAUCGAACCAGAAAUUGGGUUCUUCAACAGAAAAUAGGAGAGACAAAGGAAUCAAGCUAUCCUAAAAUGAUUGAAAUGAAUGGAGGAGGAGCUGGCUAUAAUCAUGAAUUAGAAAUGAUCAGACAAAAACUUCAAUGUGUGGCUUCAAAACUACAGCAUCUAGCCCAGAAAGCCUCUAAUAGACUACAGUUUGAAACAGCAGAUGAUGAAGAUUUUGUUUGGGUUCAGGAAAAUAUUGAUAGAAUUGUUUUACAACUACAAAAAUUAACUGGCCAGCCAGGUGAAGAGCCUACCUUAAGGUCCCCAAGUACUUCUUGUGGCUCAUUAACUGAAAGACUAAUAAGACAAAAUACUGAGCUGACAGGACAUAUCAGCCAGCUGACUGAAGAAAAGAAUGAUUUAAGAAACAUGGUUAUGAAGCUGGAGGAGCAGAUCAGGUGUUAUCGACAGACAGGAGCCGGCAGAGAUUAUUCUUCUAGGUUUUCAUUCAGUGGUGGCCCCAACAUUGAAGCCAUCAUUGCUUCAGAAAAAGAAGUCUGGAACAGAGAAAAGUUGACUCUCCAAAAAUCCUUGAAACGGGCAGAAGCUGAAGUAUACAAACUAAAAGCUGAACUAAGAAAUGAAGCUUUACUUCAAAAUCUGAGCCCUGAUUCUGAGCACGCCACUGUAAAGAGAAUUUAUGGCAAAUACCUGAGGGCAGAAAGUUUUCGGAAAGCUCUCAUUUAUCAAAAGAAAUACCUGCUUCUGUUACUGGGUGGGUUCCAGGAAUGUGAGGAUGCCACCCUGGCUCUGCUUGCCCGAAUGGGGGGACAUCCAGCCUUCACGGAUCUAGAGGUGAUCACCAACCGUCCAAAGGGCUUCACGAGGUUUCGGUCAGCUGUCAGAGUGUCCAUGGCAAUUUCGAGAAUGAAAUUUUUGGUUCGACGGUGGCAUCGAGUCACAAGUUCUGGUUCCAUCAAUAUUAACAGGGAUGGCUUUGGAUUGAAUCCAGGUACAUUUUGGAUUACUUCAGGUGCCGAAAAGACUGACCCAUUUUAUCAUUCUUCUGGUGGGCUGGAGCUAUAUGGAGAACCAAGACAUAGUACGUAUCGCUCAAGAUCAGAUCUGGACUAUCCAAGGUCUCCUUUACCAUUUCAAAAUAGGUACCCAGGUCCUCCAGCUGAUUUAAAUCCUGGUUCCUUAGCAUGUUCUCAGCUUCAGAAUUAUGAUCCUGACAGAGCCCUGACAGAUUAUAUCACUCGGCUAGAGGCACUGCAGAGACGACUUGGAACUGUACAGUCAGUUCUGGAGGCUAGCAAGUCCAAGAUUGAAGCGCCAGCAAAUUUGAUGUCUGGUGAGAGCCCAUUUCCUGAUUCUGUAGACUGCCAUCUUCUGUGUCCUCACGUGGCAGAGGGGCAAGGGGACUCUCCAAGUUCUCUUUUAUAAGGGCACUAAUACCAUUCGUGAGAGCUCCACCACCAUGACCUAAUCACCUCCCAAAGGCCCCACUUACAAAUACCAACAAAUUGGGGAUUAGGUUUCAACAUACGAAUCUGGGGAGACACAGACAUUCAGCCUAUGGUAGUAUGUAUCACCUUAUUAUAUAUCUCAAAUAUGUAGCAUUUAGAGAUUCAGAAAGUGAUCCUAAUUUUAGAAUUAGCUACUGUUGGGAUUUUUCUUUCCCUACACGGAUAGAGAGUUUUUCCAUGUGCCUUUUUUAUCAACUUUAAGUCUACAUAUAGUGUUUUUUAGAAGCCAAAUGGGUAUUUUCAUGAUUAAUCCAUAUUUGUCCUAUUAUAUUUAAGGUUACUUGUAUCCAAAGGUGUGUCCUCACAAAGCCAUGCCCACUAAGAUAAUACAGAAUCUUAAAUUUUAUUAACCACAAUGCAGAAUUAAGCAGUAUUCCUGCUGUCCAAUCCAAAUUGAGUGAGAUGCUUUCACAGAGAUAAUAUAGAUCUCAAUGUUAUUUCUUAACUAGAGUCCUUCUGAUAACAUGGCCAUCACUAAAAUAGCAAGAAUAGUAUUUGAUACUUAUUUCCAGAGGAUUUUAUCUUACCAUUUGAUAUUCUAUGAUUUACACCAACACAAACAAGCAAUUGACACUCUUGGAAAUUUCAAAUUACCUAAAUUUUCCAUAUUUAGCAGCUGGGUUCCAAUAAGGAGUUCUAGAAGUUACAAAUGUAUUCUAAAACAGUUAGUUGAAGAGGGGAGGUUGUGGGUAAAACCUUUUUUAGCUAAACAUUGCCUUCCAUUCAAGGCAAUUCUACUCUUAAGAGAGAAUGGAGAAAAGAGCAGAUAAACAAGUGCUCUGAUCAAUCUUAUUUCACUCCCAUCAUUUGACCAUCACCGUCCUUAUGACAUUAGGCCUCUGCAGUCAAACUUGUUAAUGCUUCUUAAUAAUUGGUCUGUGGUUAAAAACUAAAUCUUUUUAAGUAAGUCUUCUUAAAACUAUUCACUAAACAUGAACCAGCCUUAUCAGAGUUUUAACUUUGUGUGUGCCAUGAACCUCUCUAGCAAUCUUGUGAAACUAUGGAUCUCUUCUCAGAAUAAUGCUUUUAAAGACAUAAAAUAUAUAGGAUUGCAAAGGAAACCAACUAUAUAGAAAUAGUCAAACUUUAAAAAAUUUUUGUGAUGAGUA
Messenger RNA from Kogia breviceps (pygmy sperm whale), 12666 nucleotides. The record is from RefSeq and is a predicted model, not a curated record. Lineage: Eukaryota; Metazoa; Chordata; Mammalia; Artiodactyla; Physeteridae.